AUGUUCUACACUCAAGUGCUUAUGAGUAAGCGGGGACCAUUGGCCAAAAUAUGGCUUGCAGCUCACUGGGAGAAGAAACUCACAAAAGCUCAUGUAUUUGAGUGUAAUCUAGAGAUAACCAUUGAAAAAAUUCUGUCACCUAAGGUGAAAAUUGCACUUCGAACUUCAGGACAUCUGCUUUUGGGAGUUGUUCGAAUAUAUAAUAGGAAGGCAAAGUACCUUCUGGCAGAUUGCAAUGAAGCAUUUCUUAAAAUGAAGAUGACAUUUCGUCCAGGACUAGUUGACCUUCCAAAAGAGAAUUUUGAAGCAGCUUACAAUACGAUCACAUUGCCAGAAGAAUUUCAUGAUUUUGAUAACCAAAAUAUGAAUACUACAGAAGUUUCAGAACACUUCACUCUGAACCAAAGUAAACCUGAAGAUAUCACACUUCGGGAAGAUUAUAGUAAUGAUCUACUUUUCCAAGCUGGAAGCUUUGGGGAGGAAUCUGAAAUUCUCAGAAGACAUAGUUUUUUUGAUGACAACAUCUUGCUGAAUUCCAGUGGUCCUUUACUUGAACAGAGUUCUGAAAGUGUCAUUGGAGAAAAUGUUCUGUUCUGUGACAGUAGAGAUGGAUUUGGAGAUGAAGGAGCUGCAGGAGAAAUGAUUGAUAAUCUUUUGCAAGAUGAUGAGAAUCUUUUUUUAGAAGAUGCAGAUUUGAACAGAGAAAUUUUCCUGCCUCCUAAGCCUUUACAAACAACAGUGGUAGAAACAGAGCCAGAGAUCAUAUGUCUACUUGAAAAUGAAGAAAUAAAUGCCAUCACACUAUCAAAUGAAGAGGAAGGAUUUACCCUUGAACCAAUUGAUAUUUCAGACAUUGCUGAGAAAAAGAAAAGUAAAAAGAGGAAGUUGCUCAUAGAUCCAGUGAAGGAGAUCAGUAGCAAAACUAUGCAUAAACAACUUAAUUCCUUUACGGACACUCUCAUGGUUUUGGAACUUGCACCUCCCACUGAAAGACUGAUGAUGUGGAAGAAGAAAGGAGGAGUAGAGACUCUUCUGUCAACUGCUGCGCAGGAUUUGACUCAUGCUGAACUGAAAAUGUUGUUUACAAAAUUUUUUCUGUCCUGUGACUUUAAAUUUACAAGAAGUUUGAUACAGAAGGAAUCAGUAAGGGAAGAAACAGGAAAUAAAACCACAAAAGAGACCUCCAUGACAGAAGAGCCCCGUUACCAACAAGAGUCCAGUCAAAACGAAGCUUGGAAGGAAGCGAUUGAUGGAUCUAUUGGUGGUUCUUAUGAGGAUACAAGUAGAAAUAAUAACUCUGAGGAGCUGUUGGAAAAUGAGCAAAACAUUAUGGAAGAGAGAUGGAAUCGAAGAAUACUUUAUAUGCUAAAUAAAUUGCGGGAAGCCAACAAGAUGGGAAAUGAAUACUUUAGUCUAUUACAUCUCUGUAAAAAUGGUGACCGAAAACAAGCAGCAGCCAAAUUUUAUAGCUUCCUUGCCCUUAAAAAACAGAAGGCUAUUGAACUGAGCCAGAGUGCUCCCUACGAAGAUAUCAUAGCUACAGUGGGACCAAUGUUCCAUGAAAUGUGA
Molecule: messenger RNA, 1569 nt
Organism: Sorex fumeus (smoky shrew)
Lineage: Eukaryota; Metazoa; Chordata; Mammalia; Eulipotyphla; Soricidae
Product: double-strand-break repair protein rad21-like protein 1
Exons: 12
Coding region: 1-1569 (522 amino acids)
Biological process (GO): mitotic sister chromatid cohesion; synaptonemal complex assembly; replication-born double-strand break repair via sister chromatid exchange
Cellular component (GO): cohesin complex; synaptonemal complex
Molecular function (GO): protein binding; chromatin binding
Source: RefSeq, a predicted model, not a curated record